This is a messenger RNA of Pseudovirgaria hyperparasitica, 1116 nucleotides long. RefSeq lists its product as uncharacterized. Bases 1 to 1116 code for a protein of 371 amino acids. The record is from RefSeq and is a predicted model, not a curated record. Gene Ontology annotation, cellular component: plasma membrane. The transcript has 2 exons. NCBI's taxonomy places the organism in Eukaryota, Fungi, Ascomycota, Dothideomycetes, Acrospermales, Acrospermaceae.
AUGUUGUCCUUGUGCAACCUUGCUUUCGACAAGUCCCUCUCUUUCCUCAUAGUUCACUUGCAGAUCUUACUUUCUUCUGCUCCCUCGCAUCCUUCUGGCAUGGGCGAGCUCUGGAGAACAGCAUUGUGCGGCACCGCUUUCGGUGCUGCCCUCACAUAUUCGGGCGUUUUCAUACCUGAAGUUAUCAUGGCUCAGAUGAAGUUCCAGAACUUUCAUAUGAUGAGAGUCUUCCUGACAGCAACUGCGAGUAGCGCAAUCGUGCUAUCACUACCCCAUUCUACCUCGAAACCCAACAUUGCUGCACGUGGUCCAACACCAUUGCCCGGACUCGGUCCAUACGGAGGCAACAUCCUCGGAGGUAUUCUUGUAGGCUUCGGUAUGACUCUGGCGGGUGCUUGUCCUGGAACCGUCUUCGUGCAAGUAGGCGCUGGGGUACCGUCAAGUCUGCUCGUCCUCGCCGGUUCUGCAAUUGGAGGUAUCUGUUAUCAGGCUAUAUCUGGACCACUUCUAAAAAAUUGCACAUCCGAAUCUUCACUGCCCCAGAGGUCAACAAUCCCAGAGAUCUUGGCCUGUUCCAAGGAGACCGCAAUCUUGACUUACAUAACGCUUUGCUCAACGGUUGUAUUCGGAUCUAGCUUUCUCGAAAGUACGACGUUCGACCUUCCAAGCCCUGUUGUUAGUGGAUUGGUGAUUGGAUGCGUGCAGUUCCUUUCUGUGGUUCUACGCGGACGGGCGCUCGGCGUUUCCGGUGUCUUUUCGGAUACAGGGAAAUGGUUUUGGGAUCUUGUCGAAGGCCAUGACAAGCCGAGAAAUGCACAGCAUACCGACCGUCUUCAUAACUACCCGACUCCAACCCAAACUUUUGCUACGGGCCUCAUUCUAGGCAGUUUAGGCCUCUCAAUAUCAGCUGUAGCAUCGCUGUCAUCACCUACCCCUCUUUCUGUUUCCACACUUCGAGCAGUCUCAGGUGGCUUCUGCCUGGCUGUCGGCGCACUCAUGGGUGGCGGCUGUACAUCAGGACACGGUAUCAGCGGGAUGGCCAUGCUGGGCAUAUCGAGUGUCAUAUCCGUGGCUUCCAUGUUUGCCGGUGGCAUGGCACUGGCGCAGAUAUACUGA